CAUGGUGAAAAAAGAAUAUUUUAGAUGUACAAAAUUAAAUUAAGUUGGUUGCUUGUGAAUUUAUACAAAUAAAGUUGAUUGAGUUUUUGGGAUCACUACACAACCUAUUUGAAGAUAUCACAAUAAUGAAAUCAAAAUACAAAUUACUGGAUCAAUAAAUAGCUUAAAACUAUAUUUCUUAAGAAAUUCAAUGUUCUAUAGUCCAUCAACAGGUGUUAUGGUUAAUCCACAUACUGGACUACUACCAUCUACAUUAGAUCCUAAUCAAAUGAGAAAUCAAGAUUCUCAAACUAUCAGUUAUGAUUUACUCAAUUCAUCAUCGAAUUUAUUAUCUCUUUUAACUCAUUCAUUGCAACCUAUUCAAUCAACCACAUUCGUCACUUCUAAUCCGCGUAUCCCAAUCAUUACGAAUACAACUGAUAAUAAUAACGAUAAGAACAAUCAUUUAAAUAUGUAUAAUAAUACUAACAGUAACUGCAGCAGUAUUAACAAUAGUUGUAAUCAGUCAACAGCACAAAAUAAAGAACAACAGGUAGCAGAAUUUAUUAAUACUAAUCGUGCCAAUAAAUUACAGUUUUUAUUGAAUUCUGUGACCAUAAAUUCAAUAUUACAAAACGGAGAAACCACUAAUCAUAGUCCUUUAAUUAAUUCUACAACUCAUUCCUUACAAACAGAUAUUAUAGGAGCAGAAAAUGAUCAAGUUGAAAUUAGUCAGCAUUCACAUUCUCUUACUAAUCAUCUUUCUCAUUCUUACUCAACUUAUAGUCAACAUAAUCAACCACAAUUACAAAUAUUCGGUCCAUCAACAGUCCCAUCGGUUCAACAAUCAUCAAUUACUGGAAUAAAUUAUCAUCCAUCAACCGUAUCUGAGAAUCUUGUUACAAGUGGUCAAGCACAUUAUCUUAUUACAGGUGCACCAAAUGGAACAAAUCCUAGUCAUACAACAAUAUUUGCUAAUCAUAUACAAACCUCACCAGUUACAUUGAUUCCAGAAAUUGAUUAUAAUACUUGUUCAAUUAUACAUACAUAUAGAAAUGGAUAAUAUGAUUUUUGAUUAGUUCUUCAUUUAACUUUAAAUUUACCUCUAAAAUUGAAUCGUUUUACAGGCACAAUAAUCAAAUGAUUGGGUGAAAACAUUCCUACUAAUUUCAUGUAGUCAAUAAAAAUAUAUUAUAUUUUUUUAUUAAAUUGUUCUCAACUCAACCAAAAUGCUCAAACUCUUCAGUGUGACUAAAAAAACAUACCAGUUUCCAAUAAUCAAUCUAAUAUUCAUUUAUUCUUCAUUGUUUGCAUCAACAAAAUCAGUACGAUCUUAUAUUACAGAUUAUGUUGCCAUAGAGAUUAUUAUUAUUAUCAAUUCUUUGAAUGUAAACGCAUGAAUCAAGUUUUUCCUGCCAUAUUCUACUUUCAUCUUUCUUUUCUGUACCCUUCAUUUCCAUAUGAAUUUUUUUACUGGAUCAUAUAAUAAUUACCUUGUUUAUUUCAGUGAAUCAAUAAAUUAAUUUUCAAUAUAUGCAUCUCUUAACAAGACAAUAAAGAAUAAACUACCUAAAUCAAUGAAAGAAAAAAUUAGUAACUUUGUAAACAUUAUAUACUGUGGUAACACUAACCCCCCCCCAUGAAAAUAAAAUGGAAAUUGUUUUUUUUUUUGGUUUUUUUUCAAUAUUCUCAUUAUUUUAAUUUUCUUUAAAUUAAUUUAUUUUCCAAUGAAAAAAAGCAUGUCCUUUUAAUUUUUCUUUUUUUAAACAUUAACCUUUACGAUAUUUCAUUUCGCUUUAUUAUUUUAAUCAGGUACUGUCUAUAAUCUUUAUAAAAAAUAAAAUAAACGUAUCAAAAUGGCUGUAAACUAUUGCAACUUGUGUUAGAGUACAGUUUUAUUAUAAUAAUAAUCCAAUUGUUUAUAAUUUACACUGUAUAAAUGGUUGUUUGUUUGUUUGUUUUCUAUUUAGUUAUUUAUUUAUAUAUAUCUGUAAUUCACUCAUUAUUUCUAUUUUAAAAAUUAUAAACAAUAAAAUAUAAUAGUUGCUCACUAAUAUAAACUCAUAAUAAAUACUACAAUGUUGGCAUUAAAG
Molecule: messenger RNA, 2072 nt
Organism: Schistosoma curassoni
Lineage: Eukaryota; Metazoa; Platyhelminthes; Trematoda; Strigeidida; Schistosomatidae
Source: the annotation of a GenBank genome assembly